This is a messenger RNA of Lagopus leucura (white-tailed ptarmigan), 293 nucleotides long. It is a transcript of the gene NCBP2AS2, whose product is annotated as NCBP2 antisense 2 (head to head). Bases 6 to 293 code for a protein of 95 amino acids. The record is from RefSeq and is a predicted model, not a curated record. The transcript has a single exon. NCBI's taxonomy places the organism in Eukaryota, Metazoa, Chordata, Aves, Galliformes, Phasianidae.
GCAGGAUGGUGCUGCGGCGGGUGCUGCUGGCGCUGCUCAGCAACCCGCACCUCAUCGAGAAGCUCUCCGAGUCGCGGCCCAUCCGCGCCGCCGCCCGUCUCACCGCCAGCGCCAUCACCCGAGGGCAGCUGGGCGCCCGCCGGGCGGCGAGGGACCUGCAGCCCGGCCUGACCCGCCUGCGGGACGCCUUCCUGGGGCGGCUGAAGGACGGCGGCCAGCCGCGGGGCUGGCCGGAAUCCCCCGGGAGGGGAUCGGGACCGGGACGGGGACCGGGACGGAGCGGCCGGCCCUGA